AUGAUCAAUGAAGACGACGCAAAUAACAACUGUGGCGACGUCGUUGAAAACGUCAGCCGAAAGAGAAAGAGCAGUACAAACAGCAACGGAAACAGUACCGAAAACCAGAACACAAAGAGGAUUAAUCAAACCAACAACAACCACCCCAAUGAGGAGCAAGAGGAUAAAGAUGGUAUGCUUGCUCUUUCUCUUGCGAUUCGUCCCACAAAACCUACGCGAGAGCUCCCAGAAGAAGAAUCUUCACCAUUGCCAUCAGAAUCCUUAGAGUCUUUAUCAGUAGCAAUGCCGUCACUGGAAACAUCUUUAUCAGAAUCAAUGCCGGAACUGCAACAUCAACUUCAACUGCCGCCAACGCACACCAUUUACGUCUCCACAUUUGUAAAGGAUACUCAAAAUCUAUCCGUGUGCUGUCUCCAAGAACCGGCUACCCAACGGCAGUAUCGUCUCCGGAGGAACCCUACACAGGCGCCUGGCGAAGGAAAAGGCGACACGGUACCAGCCCUAUUCCCGUGGUCCACGACGAAACGUGCCACGGUGCAGAGUUUCGAUUAUUUAGUGUCGAAGAACAUAACGAGCAUAAGCGGUGACGUGCAUUGCAGGAAAUGCGAGAAAAAGUACAAAAUGGAGUACGAUUUGCUGGAGAAGUUUCUCGAAGUGUGGAGGUUCAUUGCGGACAAUAAGAGCAGUAUGCAUGACAGGGCUCCUAACGUGUGGAUGAAUCCCGUGCUGCCCACCUGCAGAUUUUGUCGGCAAGAGAAUUGCGCGAGGCCUGUGAUUCCACUGAAGAAGAAGCAGAUGAAUUGGUUGUUUUUGCUUUUGGGACAGUUGCUGGGUUGCUGUACGCUCGAUCAGUUGAAGUAUUUCUGUAAACAUACCAAAAAUCAUCGAACUGGGGCUAAAGAUCGUGUUCUCUAUCUCACAUAUCUCGGUCUGUGCAAGCAACUUGAUCCCACCGGCCCUUUUGAUCGCUGA
Molecule: messenger RNA, 972 nt
Organism: Mangifera indica (mango)
Lineage: Eukaryota; Viridiplantae; Streptophyta; Magnoliopsida; Sapindales; Anacardiaceae
Exons: 1
Coding region: 1-972 (323 amino acids)
Source: RefSeq, a predicted model, not a curated record